Molecule: messenger RNA, 1456 nt
Organism: Eubalaena glacialis (North Atlantic right whale)
Lineage: Eukaryota; Metazoa; Chordata; Mammalia; Artiodactyla; Balaenidae
Gene: DBX2
Product: developing brain homeobox 2
Exons: 4
Coding region: 50-1066 (338 amino acids)
Biological process (GO): regulation of transcription by RNA polymerase II
Molecular function (GO): DNA binding; DNA-binding transcription factor activity, RNA polymerase II-specific
Source: RefSeq, a predicted model, not a curated record
GCGGGGCGCGGUCCGGAAGCGAGCGCGGAGCGGCCCGGGGCGCCGCACCAUGCUCCCCAGCGCCGUGGCGGCCCAUGCCGGCGCCUACUGGGACGUGGUGGCUUCCUCCGCGCUGCUGAACUUCCCCGCCGCGCCGGGCUUCGGCAACCUGGGCAAGAGUUUCCUGAUCGAGAACUUGCUGCGGGCUGGGGGCGCCCCGCCGCACAGGCUACCACCGCCCCCGCCCCACGGCCCGGCAGCAGCUCUCGCCGCGGGCGCUCAGGUCCGGCCUCUGCCGGCCAGCCCGGUUCCGCUCAAGCUGUGCCCCGCGGCAGAACCAGUCAGCCCCAGCGGGGCGCCCUACGGCGCGCGGUGGGCGUUUCAAGUGCUCAGCCCCUCGGCGGACGGCGCCAGGCUGCCGGGCCGGGCUCCGGGGGACCGAGACUGUGCCUUCCAGCCAUCAACCCCAGCGCCUUCCAAGCCUUUUUUUCUGAGCGCCCCACCAUUCUACUCGUCGUGCUGCGGUGGGUCCUGUCGGCGCCCUGCCUCCCCCACUGCUUUUCCAAGAGAAGAGAGUGUGCUGCCUCUUCUGACACAGGAAUCUAAUUCCAAAGCUCGGAGGGGUAUUUUAAGAAGAGCUGUCUUUUCUGAGGACCAGAGAAAGGCUCUGGAGAAAAUGUUUCAGAAGCAGAAAUAUAUCAGCAAAACAGACCGAAAGAAACUUGCCGUCAACUUGGGACUAAAGGAAUCACAGGUGAAAAUCUGGUUUCAGAACAGAAGGAUGAAAUGGCGGAAUUCCAAAGAAAAGGAAGUGCUUUCCAACAGGUGUAUCCAAGAAGUAGUCCUUCAAGAGGACCCCCUCUCACGAUCUGCUCUGGGUUUCGCUUCUCCAUGUCCUUCACUCUGGGAAAUCUCCCAACAGCACUCGAGUCCAAGAUGGAGGGAGAAUUCACCAGAACCUUCAGAGAGACUAAUCCUGGAGAGUCCAGGGGCAUUGGCCCCAGAAGCAAAGUCACUGCAAGGUGCCUUGUAUUUGUGUUCUGAAGAGGAUGCCAGAGACAAGGGUGUACUUACUGGCUCAGUGUGAAUGGAAGCAUUCUGCCACGUUAACGUAAAGAACAGUUAACUAUUAAUGUUUGGACUCUUAAGCCUGCUAGCUUGUGUCUCAUCAGUGCCUAAAACCUAACACCUUUGGAGUGAAGCAUGGACUAAUGUUUUAGGAAACCGUCUCCAGUGUUCUCUUAUUUGGGUCCUAGACUCAGACUUAAUUUGUAAGUGGAACAGAAUCUCCCAGAAAGUACGAUGGAACUGAAAAGAACGAGAAUAAUGGUCAGCUCAGUCCUUGCUCUGAAUAUGUGUAUAUAUGCGUGUGUCUCUAUGUGUAUAUAGAUAAAUAUUCAUCAAAAUACAUUAGUAGAAAUUAGUUUCUCUCUAAAUAGUGCAUUGAGCAAAUUCACUUCCUUUUAUAUGAAGAAAA